AAGGAGCCAAAGAAACAGAAGGUUGCACAUGCCAAAGGGCGCAGGGACGGAAACAAAAGGGCGAGCGAAGCGUAAAGGAAGUAGAAACGAAGUUUUUGGUACCUUGAGGAUCAGUUUGUGAUCGUGUUCUUCCAAGCCCGCUGUAGAGGAAAAAAAACCCCCGUUGUCCAGUGCAUUCCGCGAUAUUCCAAACAACUCCGAUUCGUCUGUACGCGUUGGGUAUGGGUCGCGUAUUAGGGUACGCAUUGGUGGUGUUUUUGCUAGGGUGUUGCUGGUGGGCAACUGCAGCGACGACGACGCUGUCCGGAAUUUACGUCGAUAACGGCGUCGGUCAGACGGUGCUGGAGGAUGCUCUCUCGUUCGAGGAGCAGCAGGAGAUCGAGAAUGAAAUUUUGAACCUGCUCGGGCUUCCGGGACCACGGCCGGCCGUCCGCCAUCUACAUUCCUCGGUCGGCAAAUCUGCGCCGCAAUUUCUGCUGAACGUCUACGAUCAACUGCAGCAGGAGGAGAACGAUGCCGCCAGUGGUGGAGCUGCCCAUAUACGAAAGGUUCGUAGUACAGACCUGGACAUCCUGAUUACCGAUGCCGACAGGAAAGCUAUUGAUGAGAGUGAUAUUAUUAUGACCUUUUUGAACAAGAAUCAUCACGGGUCUGAAAUGCGCCACGAGAAGGGUCGCCGUUUGUGGUUCGGGAUCACCAACAUCGAAAACGACGUCAGCGUACUGAUGGCCGAGUUGCGUCUUUAUCGAAAGCUGAACCUGAACAAGUACACCACCUACAACACGUCGCUGACACUGACGGUGUAUGCGCUAACCGAGUUGAACGGCGAAAGUGAAAUGACGGAAAUCUCGAGCAUGGAGCUGACGGGCGAUUACGAGGGUUGGUUGGAAGUUAAUGUUACUGGUGCGGUUAACCUGUGGCUCAAAAAUAGACAGGCCAACCAUGGUCUCUACAUUGGAGCGUACUUUGGAGAUCGUGUUGAACGGGAGGUGAAGCUGGAUGAUAUUGGAUUCGUUAGUGCGCGUGGAAGUGAUGAGUAUCAGCCAUUUUUGGUGGUGUACGCCAAUAGUCAACAGCAAAUGAUGAAGCCGAUUCUUCAGCGGCAUCUAACGCGCAAUAAGCGUAGCCAGCCAACACGCAAGCGCAAAAAUGGUAAAACCGAACACCGACACCCGUUCCAAUAUCAUCAGCCGUACGAUCAGCACAAGAGCUGCCGGAUUCAGCAGCUGUAUGUUAGCUUUAAAGAUCUGCAGUGGCAUGAGUGGAUUAUUGCACCGGAAGGCUACGGAGCGUACUACUGCAGUGGCGAAUGCAACUUCCCGCUCAACGCACACAUGAACGCUACCAACCAUGCGAUCGUACAGACACUGGUACAUUUAAAUCAUCCAACAAAGGUGCCCAAACCGUGCUGCGCUCCAACCAAGCUGGUUCCCAUUUCCGUGCUGUAUCACAUCGACGAGUCUAAUGUGAAUCUUAAGAAAUACAAGAACAUGGUUGUGAAAAGCUGCGGAUGCCAUUAAAGAGAGAGAAGGGAAAGCGAGGACGAGUAACGACACCGUCGUAACCUCUUCUUUCCUGUGUGUAGUGGAUUUUCAUUUUCUGUAACAAAAAAACAUUUUAAAGCACUUUUUUUUUUAAACAAGGGAGAAUAGGACCAUCGUAGCGCUUAAGUGUUUCCAGAGGAGGAAGUGACAACAUUUACUGAACAUAAUUAAGAAGUACGUACGUAUGAAGAACCUUUCGUGUGUUUUGUCUAUUAACACAUGUCGGAUGCUGUGUACUACUGCUUGCUUUGCUGACAUGAAACUUAAGCGAUUAUGUGCGUGCGGUGAUACUAAGGUUAAGGUGAGAUACUCCCGGUGAGCAACGCUAUGUUUCCCGUUUCGUCUAAACAUUGCACUUGCGGCAUCACCGAAGUUUUGGUAUCGUUGAAGGUACCUCUCCGUAUCAAUUGGUUGUUUUCCAGCUCAUAUUAGCUUAUCGAUAUGAGUCUGGCUAAAACAAGAUGGCGUUCGUAGCCUAGAAUCCGACACGCUCGUACUCUGCACACGCCGCAGCGCAACAAAAAAACAAAGUAUUAUUGGAAACAAUACAACUAGAACAAAAAGAAACAACCGCAACCAAUGUAUAUUGAAGUUAUUAGAUAAUGCUGAUCUACUUGUGUAUAAUAUACUCAGAAAAAGGGAAAUAAAACAACUCAUUUAUU
This is a messenger RNA of Anopheles moucheti, 2206 nucleotides long. RefSeq names its product protein 60A-like. The record is from RefSeq and is a predicted model, not a curated record. Lineage: Eukaryota; Metazoa; Arthropoda; Insecta; Diptera; Culicidae. Gene Ontology annotation, cellular component: extracellular region. Gene Ontology annotation, biological process: BMP signaling pathway; SMAD protein signal transduction. Gene Ontology annotation, molecular function: growth factor activity; cytokine activity. The transcript is spliced from 8 exons. The coding region runs from base 222 to 1520 and encodes 432 amino acids.